Hirundo rustica (Barn swallow) is the source of this 1761-nucleotide messenger RNA. It is a transcript of the gene ACTR10, whose product is annotated as actin related protein 10. Lineage: Eukaryota; Metazoa; Chordata; Aves; Passeriformes; Hirundinidae. The transcript is spliced from 13 exons. Bases 99 to 1352 code for a protein of 417 amino acids. Gene Ontology annotation, biological process: retrograde axonal transport of mitochondrion. The record is from RefSeq and is a predicted model, not a curated record.
GGGAAGGCCCCGUGUAGCGGCGGCUGAGGGAGGCGGAACGGAGGGGAAAGGGAGAAGGGAACGGGAGGAGGAAGGGGAGAAAGGGAGGCCGGGCCGCGAUGCCGCUGUACGAGGGGCUCGGCAGCGGCGGGGAGAAAACCGCCGUGGUGAUCGACCUGGGACAGGCCUUCACCAAGUGUGGGUUUGCAGGAGAAACAGGACCAAGAUGCAUCAUCCCCAGUGAAAUCAAGAAACCUGAUGUCUCGAAGCCUGUCAAGGUGGUUCAGUACAACAUCAACACAGAGGAGCUGUAUUCCUACCUGAAGGAGUUUAUCCACAUGCUGUAUUUCAGGCAUUUGCUGGUGAAUCCUAGGGACCGGCGUGUUGUGAUCAUCGAGUCGGUCCUGUGCCCUUCCCACUUCAGGGACACCCUCACCAGGGUCCUUUUCAAGCAUUUUGAGGUACCUUCUGUUUUGUUUGCUCCAAGUCACCUGAUGUCUCUCCUGACGCUGGGGAUCAACUCUGCCAUGGUGCUGGACUGUGGAUAUGCAGAAAGCUUGGUGCUGCCUAUCUAUGAGGGAAUUCCAAUCCUGAGUUGCUGGGGUUCCCUUCCCCUGGGAGGAAAGGCCAUCCACAAGGAGCUGGAGUAUCAGCUGUUGGAGCAGUGCACGGUGGAUACAGGACUGGCCAAAGGACAAAGACUUCCCUCCGUGAUGGGCUCCGUCCCAGAAGACAUAGUAGAGGAUAUAAAAGUGCGCACGUGCUUUGUGAGUGAUCUCCAGCGGGGGCUGAAAAUCCAGGCAGCCAAGUUCAACAUUGAUGGCAGUGCUGAGCGUCCCUCACCGCCUCCAGACGUGGACUAUCCUUUGGAUGGAGAAAAGAUUCUCCAUGUAGUUGGCCCCAUCAGAGACUCCGUGGUGGAAAUCCUCUUUGAGCAGGAUAAUGAAGAGACAUCCGUUGCCACUUUGAUCUUGGAUUCACUGGUUCAGUGCCCAAUAGACACCAGGAAGCAGCUGGCAGAGAACCUGGUGGUGAUCGGGGGCACGGCGAUGCUGCCGGGGUUCCUGCACAGGCUCAUGGCUGAGAUCAGACACCUGGUGGAGAAACCCAAGUACAAGGAAGCUCUUGCCACUAAAACCUUCAGGAUCCACACUCCCCCUGCCAAAUCCAACUGCGUGGCCUGGCUGGGAGGAGCCAUUUUUGGAGCACUCCAGGACAUCCUUGGGAGCCGCUCUGUGUCCAAGGAAUAUUACAGCCAGACAGGGCGCAUUCCUGACUGGUGCUGCCUCAACAACCCCCCUCUGGAAAUGAUGUUUGAUGUUGGAAAAGCACCCCCACCACUGAUGAAAAGGGCUUUUUCCACAGAGAAAUAAGCACCCAAAUCCACACAAGGAUUCUGCCCCGUUCCAGCUACGUCCAUGUGCAUUGGGAUUUGGUUUUUUUGUUCAUUAAUUUGUGUGUAACACUAUUAAAUAUGAACCAUGUGGGUGUUGUCAGGGUGUAGGCACUAACACUAUUUAAAACCCUGUCCAGUUAUAGUUUACAAACCGAACUCUGGCAGCUCCUCUGCUCUUUUGUCUUGUUUUGGAGAAUUUCUGUCCCCUCACGAGCUGUUCCCUACUGAGUUGUUUAUUAUUUAUCUGUAUAGUAAAUGGCAUCGCUGAGAGAAAUUGGUUUAAGAUAUUUUCAUUUUAAGCAUGCUGAGAGGAAUGAACAGCACUAGGGAAACAUCUGUGGGAAUUCUUUGUGCCAAAUUCUGUAUUAAAGUAUUCCACCCUUGAA